This is a messenger RNA of Owenia fusiformis, 1372 nucleotides long. NCBI's taxonomy places the organism in Eukaryota, Metazoa, Annelida, Polychaeta, Sabellida, Oweniidae. The record is from the annotation of a GenBank genome assembly.
CUGAAUGCGAAUGCUCUUAUAUGUAAAGUCCCUGAGCGAAAACCUGAUUAUGGCCCUUAUGGACCUGGCAAAGGUCUAUCGCAUCAUGUCGAGGCUCAAGUUGGUACAGUUGGACGAAUGUACUCUGUAGGAAAUGUAAAGUAUGUUGAGAUGGAACUGUAUGCAGGUCUAUUUGCCACAGGUCUCUUAAUCAUUGUAGUAUUAGGGAUUCUUGUUUGUGUGUUACAAAGACGGCGUGUCAAGGCCAGAAAAGCAAAUAAAUUUCCGGAAUUUGUAGAUAUGAAAGUCGUGUCUGACGACAACGAUGGCAAAUAUGUGUACGUGUAUGACAGGGUAGAAAUAUCUCAACUGGAAAAAAACUUAAUGAAAAUAUUGGGAGACAGACUGCUGAAAUACAAUGACAUUGGGCAGAAGAAAAUACUCGGACAAGGACAGUUUGGUAUUGUCUAUAAGGCUUAUAUGAAAAACAUGGAUGUUGCCGUAAAGACAAUAAAGAAAUCUGGAUGUAAUCAAAACGAACUAUCUGAGUUCAUCGAUGAGGCAAUUGUUAUGAAGGACUUUGACCAUCCUAAUGUUUUAAACUUGAUUGGGGUUGCACUGCAUGAUAACAUACCUUUCGUUGUCCUUCCAUUCAUGGAGAACGGCGAUCUCAAAAAUUAUGUGCAGGAUCCAGAAAAGAGGUUCACAUUUAGGGAUAUGCUCAACAUUUGCAAACAAGUGGCUCAAGGAAUGGAAUAUUUGGCAUCACAGAGCUUUGUUCAUAGAGAUCUGGCUGCCAGAAAUUGCAUGGUUUCGAGCGAGUGCACAGUGAAAAUAGGAGAUUUCGGUCUUUCAAGAGACAUCUACUCAGACAAGUACUACAUCGACGAGAGGUUGGCUAAACCACUUCCGGUCAGAUGGAUGUCUCCCGAGAGUUUACGAGAUGGAAAAUACAGCAGCAAGUCGGAUGUGUGGUCAUUUGGUGUGUUGAUGUGGGAGGUUCACACGCGUGGGGGCAUGCCGUAUGCUGAUGUUGAAUCAUAUGCUAUUAAAGCAUUUGUCACCAGUGGACAACGACUAGAAAGGCCACCAUUAACACCUGAUGAAGUGUAUCGUAUUAUGUGGUUUUGUUGGUACGACGACCCUCAUAGAAGACCAGACUUCAGUGAUCUGGUAGAAAUUAUGACAAAUAUACUAAGUGAAGACAGGCCUAAACCACCCGAACCAUUAUCUGGCGAGAGAAAGACAUCGACAAGGCAUAAGAGACAUGAUUCUGAAUAUCAGAGACACUAUUCAAAUGAUCAGUCCCAAUUAGUACGACUACCAAGAGUUUAAAAGUAUAGUUGGUGUGAUAGAUUUCGCAACUCACUUAUAAAUAGCAUGUUUAUUGUUC